Molecule: messenger RNA, 679 nt
Organism: Pelecanus crispus (Dalmatian pelican)
Lineage: Eukaryota; Metazoa; Chordata; Aves; Pelecaniformes; Pelecanidae
Source: RefSeq, a predicted model, not a curated record
UUGAAGUUUCCUGGAGUGCUGCAGCCCUGACCUGUACAGGAUGGACCCUGUUGUUCUCAGUUACAUGGACAGUUUGCUGAGGCAGUCAGAUGUUGCCUUGCUGGAGCCCCCAAACUGGCUUAAUGAUCAUAUCAUUGGAUUUGCCUUUGAGUACUUCGCCAACCACCAGUUCCAAGAAUUUAGCGAUCAGGUUUGUUUUAUCAGCCCCGAAGUGGCUCAGUUCAUUAAAUGUGCCCUUAGUCAGGAAGAAAUAGCCAUAUUCCUUCAACCGCUGGACCUUCUCCACAAGAAGCUGGUGUUCUUGCCUAUCAAUGACAACUCCAACCAGAUCGCUGGGGGCACCCACUGGAGCUUACUAGUUUAUUUCAGGGACAAAAAGUGCUUCGCCCAUUACGAUUCCCACAGUAAAUGCAACUCUGUCCACGCCAAGCAAGUGGCAGGGAAGCUGGAUGCCUUCUUGGGCAAAAGAGGGGGCAAAGCAACCUUCGUGGAGGAGAAGGCACCUGCCCAGCAGAACAGCUAUGACUGUGGGAUGUACGUCAUCUGCAACACAGAGGCUCUGUGUCAGGGAUACUUCAAGGGCCGGCCGGAGCCUUUGCUGCAGCUCCUCACUCCCUCCUACAUCACGCAGAAGAGAUCGGAGUGGAAAGCUCUCAUCACAAAACUGGCACAGAAGUGA